UCUAUCCGUGUCCCGUGAAUCCGCACCCUCGAAGCAAGUCCAGCCCCGUGCGUGCUUCACUGGCGCUCUUCUGGAACCCUCCUCAUCAGCUCCUCCUAAUCCCAACCAAAAUUCGUUUCUUUCUUGAACCAAAAAUCACUUCUUCCCUUUUGCAAUUCCCGUUUCUCCAGUUCGAUCCAGCGCCGCCGGAUUCCUGGCGAGCUUCAAGCUGCUCGUCCCAAUUCGGCCGACGACGAGCUGCCUGUGUGGCUUGCUUUGCUGCCGAUUCAAGUGAUCUGAUCUGGCGGCGGGCGUGCCGAGGACGGGGUUGCUCUGAACUCGGAAGCGGCGAGGGCCAUGCGAAUUGGUGCGCCGCUGGGUUGAGCAUGAGGGGCGGGGCUGCUGCAGGUGCGCGUGGCCUGCUGGGUGAUGGGAUCGCCGGAGGGGCGGCUCGUUGAGCUGUUCGGAGCAGUCAAGUCGUGGAUGCCGCGGCGGGGGGAGCACUCGCCGCCGCCGCCCGCGCCCAAGGCUGCGGCGGCGGCGGCCGUCCCGCUGGCGGCGCCGCAGCCGCAGCAGCCGCAUGACCUGUCCCGGGACUUCUGGAUGCCCGACCAGAGCUGCCGGGUCUGCUACGACUGCGACGUGCAGUUCACCAUCCUGAACCGGCGCCACCACUGCCGGCACUGCGGCCGCGUCUUCUGCGCGCGCUGCACGGCCAACUCCGUGCCGCGCACCCCGGGGGACGCCGCGCGGGAGGACGGCGACCGGAUCAGGGUCUGCAACUACUGCUUCAAGCGCUGGCGGGAGGAGCAGACGCCGGCGGCGCGGAGGGACGCGUCGCAGCCGUCGAGCCCGGUGCUGAGCCCGACGCCGUCCGCCGCCAGCGUCGGGAGCGACAAGUCGUGCUCCACCGGGCGUGGCAGCGCCGUGACCAACGGGCAGAUGUCUUCCUACGCGAAUCUAAGCUGCACUGACUUUGGGUCCCUGCCGGUGGACGGCGAGGGCCGCAAGCCUGAUGAUGCUUCUCUGGAGAAGCAGCGUGCUGUGAUGGAGCCGGCUGGGAGCAUGGACCAUGUGGACAAUCCUCCCGAUCCAUUCAACUUUUGCUUGAAUAGGAGUGAUGAUGAAGAUGAUGACUACAGAAUUUUUCGCUCAGAUUCUGAAGUACACCACCUAGAAAACUCUGAAGAAUACUAUGGUCCUAUGUGUUUUGAUGAUCAUCAAGCUCUCUGUGGUGAUGCUGCUAAAGAAUCUGCAUCCCCAAGGAAAGAUACAUUCACCUUAGUUACUUCUGCUGGAAUUGAUAAGAUGGGAGAUCAUAUCAUCGAUACUAGUGAGGAGUGCAAUACUCGAUCUUCUUCCCUGUACGGCAUGGAAAUAUUAGAAAAUGAACUUGUAGAUUUUGAAAACAACACCUCACUUUGGCGACCUCCUGAAGCCGAGGAUGAAGAGGAUGACCAUGAUGGUGAUCCAUGUGAUGAUCAUGAAGGGGAGGAUGCCACAGGAGAAUGGGGGUAUCUGCGCUCAAACAGCUUUGGCACUGGACAUUGUAGGAGUAGAGAUAAAUCUGCCAAGGAACACAAGAAAGCCAUGAAAGAUAUUGUUGAUGGGCACUUUCGGUCAUUGGUUGCUCAACUUCUUCAGGCUGAGAAUGUGCCAUUGGCUGAUAAAACUGGGAAAGAGAGUUGGCUAGAUAUAGUUACUUCUUUAUCUUGGGAAGCCGCAUCUCUUCUUAGACCAGAUACCAGCAAAGAAGGACGAAUGGAUCCUGGUGGUUAUGUAAAGGUGAAAUGCUUGGCUUGUUGCCGUCCAAGUGACAGCUUGGUUGUAAGAGGGGUUGUUUGUAAGAAGAAUGUCGCUCAUCGGCGUAUGUCAGCAAAGAAGGAAAAGCCACGAAUCAUAAUUCUUGGUGGUGCACUUGAAUAUCAGCGUGUAUCGAAUUUGCUUUCAAGUUUUGAUACUUUACUGCAGCAGGAAACAGAUUAUCUGAAAAUGGCAGUUGCAAAGAUCAAAGCACACCAACCAAGUGUUGUAUUGGUGGAAAAAUCGGUUUCUCGUCAUGCUCAGGAUUUGUUUUUGGAGAAAAAUAUUUCCCUUGUUCUGAAUAUCAAAAGACCACUUCUGGAAAGGAUAUCCCGCUGCACUGGUGCUCAUAUAGUUCCAUCAAUUGAUUAUUUGUCAUCCGAAAAGCUGGGUAAGUGUGACUUAUUCCAUGUGGAGAAGUAUAUCGAGGAGCACGGGACAGCUGGAGAAGGUGGAAAGAAAAUGCUGAAGACCCUUAUGUUCUUUGAAGGCUGCCCAAAGCCAUUGGGUUUUACAAUCUUGCUAAAAGGAGCUAAUGGUGAUGAACUGAAAAAGGUGAAGCAUGUUGUGCAAUAUGGAGUCUUCGCAGCAUAUCACUUGGCUCUUGAAACAUCUUUUCUUGUGGAUGAAGGUGCAACCCUUCCAGAACUCCCUCUUAGGUCACCAAUUAUUGUUGCUUUGCCAGAUAAACCAUCUAGUGCUGAUAGAUCCAUUUCGACAAUACCUAUUUUACAAAUGUCCACUGAUUCAUCACCCAACAGUGACCUGCAAGCAACUGACAUGCUAAAGGAUAAUUUUAAAUUUAAUGAUUUUAGAAUGGUUGACCAAACGGCAGCAGCAUGCUUCCCCGAUAAGAAAAGCUGCGAAACAUUGGAAGUUGAGUCAACCCAAACGUCACCCGUUCAAAUCAAUGACCAAAAUGGAAACAUAAGCUGUUUGCUGGGUAUGGACCCUCGAUCAUAUAUUGAUCCCUUGGUUCAGCAGUCGAGAAUUUCAUUAUGUCAUUGUCCUGCUUGUACUAGAAAUAUUGGCAGCGAAGUGAAGUUUGAAGAACUCCAGCCCGAAACAAGUAGACAUGCGCUGGCUAAUGGCUUCAGUUUAUUGCCUGCUCAUUCUGGAAAUUCGGUGUCUGCUGAAUGUGAUCUUUCAUCUGCCCAUAAUCCUGAGAAUGGUAUGAAUAUAGCAGCUAGGCCAUCUGCUCCUCUCAACUUAGAAAUUUCUUAUGAUAAUGGCAGUUCAAAGAAUGGUUCGAUUAUAAAAAAGGAUGAAAUUCCGGCAUCUCCAGCUGACAACCAGAGUAUAUUAGUUUCUAUGUCCUCUCGUUGUGUUUGGAAAGAAGCUAUCUGUGAGCGGCCACAUCUUCUUCGCAUAAAAUAUUAUGGCAACUUCGACAAACCUUUAGGCAGGUUUCUGCGUGAGCAGCUAUUUGAUCAGAACAAUCGUUGCCCCUCUUGUGAACUGGCACCGGAGGCCCAUGUUUAUUGCUAUGUUCACCCUCAGGGCAGCUUAACAAUAUCAGUGCGGAAACUUAUAGUGAAGUUAUCUGGUGAACAUGAUGGUAAAAUCUGGAUGUGGCAUAGAUGCUUACGCUGUCCACGUGAUGAUGGGCUUCCUCCAGCAACUAAAAGAAUAGUGAUGUCUGAUGCUGCCUGGGGCUUAUCUCUUGGUAAAUUUUUGGAACUAAGUUUUUCAAAUCAUGCAGCAGCUAGUAGGGUAGCAAGCUGUGGUCAUUCUCUCCACAGGGACUGCCUUCGCUUUUAUGGCUUCGGCGAAAUGGUUGCCUGCUUCCGGUAUGCAUCAAUCAAGGUUCACUCGGUCUAUUUGCCACCAUCAAAGCUUGAUUUCACUUCCCAGCAUCAGGAAUGGGUAGAGCUAGAGGCAAAUGAGGUGGUUGAUUCAGCUGAACUCCUGUUCACUGAAGUGCUGAAUGCUCUCCACCAAAUUUCAGAGAAAAGGCCAAUUACAGGCUCUUUUGAUGGCAAUGUAAAGAUCCUUGAGUUAAGAAGAAACAUAGUGGAGCUGGAAGAUAUCCUGCAAGUAGAGAAGGCUGAUUUCACGGAAUCACUAAAGAAUCUACUGAAAAAGGAAAUCAGAAAGGGGCAGUUAUUCAUUGAUAUUCUUGAGGUUAACAAACUAAGGAGACAGCUACUGUUUCUGUGUUACUUGUGGGAUCAAAGGUUAAGUUUCAUAGCAACCUCAGGUGGCAAAUACUGCGAUGCUCUAGGAGGGUUACGAGUUGGAAAUAAGAUUUCUGAAUUCAAUGAUAGAUCAGUCGAUACCAAUACAAAUACAAAGUUGGAGAAGAACUCAAUGGGCACUGCAGUUGUUUCAAAUGCUGAAGAUGGAUCCUUGGGACAGAGCCCGCUUCAUGCUGGUGAUGGGGGGCUUAACCAGCAUGAUCAAUCUUAUGAAACUAGCUUCAAAAACAUUGAAGAGUUGAAUGGUACUGAAAAUACAAUAGCUAAAAUCAGUCAUUCAAACAGUGCAAGUGUCAAAGAUCAUUUAGAUAAGCAAGAAUCUAACAUCAGUGUCCGUAGAGUUUCUUCUGAGGGUCAGUUUCGAGUAACGACCGAUAUUUCAGACACAUUGGAUGCAAAAUGGAGAGGUGAGGAUGGACUUGCUCCUGAUGCAAGCUUGGUGAAGCCUUUAGCUCAGCUAGAAGGUACAGCUGCCGAUGUGAAAAAACAAGCUAAAGCAAUACCAUACCAUACUUCUGCUUUAUCUGUCAGGUCUGGGGAUACAGUAGAAGACUUGCUAAGCUGUCUUAAAAUGCCAUACAUGACAUUUUAUAAUUCCCUGAACACAAAUUAUGGCACAGCACCAACAUUUGGGACCUUGGCCGACUACAAUCCUGUAUACAUUUCAUUGUUUCGCGAGCUAUCGCAGCAAGGUGGAGCAAGACUUUUUCUGCCAACUGGAGUUAAUGAUGUUGUUAUCCCGGUAUUCGAUGAUGAACCGACUAGUAUUAUUUCGUAUGCACUUGUUUCACAUAUGUAUCACUUUCAAAUGUCAGUUGAGAGCAGCAAAAACAAAGACAGUGCAGAUUCUUCAUUUCCGUUGCCUGUAUACGAUUCAGGAAAUUUUAAUCCGUUUCACUUAUUUGAGGAUUUUGGAUCCUCUGACGAUUUCACUUCAUCAGUAUCUUCCAGUAGAGGAUCCUUUGCUCCUGAUGUUGUGCACUCCAGAGUUUCUUUUGAAGAUGGUGGGCCACUUGGGAAAGUUAAAUACACUGUGACAAGCUAUUACGCAAAAAGCUUUGAAGCGCUCAGAAGGUCUUGUUGUCCAUCAGAGCUUGAUUUUAUAAGAUCUAUCAGUCGAUGCAAGAAAUGGGGAGCACAAGGUGGCAAAAGCAAUGUGUUCUUUGCGAAAUCUCUGGAUGAUAGAUUCAUAAUAAAGCAGGUCACAAAAACAGAGCUUGAAUCAUUCCUUCAGUUUGGUUCAGAUUAUUUUAAAUAUUUGUCUGAGUCCAUAAGCACUGGAAGCCCUACAUCCCUUGCAAAGAUUCUGGGUAUCUACCAGGUUACAAUUAAGCAUCUGAAAGGUGGCAAAGAAUCAAAAAUGGAUUUGCUUGUGAUGGAAAAUCUUUUAUUUGGACGGAAUAUUACGAGGCUUUAUGAUCUCAAGGGAUCUUCAAGAUCUAGGUAUAAUGCAGAUUCCAGCAACAAUAAGGUCCUUCUUGAUCAGAACUUAAUUGAGGCAAUGCCAACAUCACCAAUUUUUGUUGGGAACAAGGCGAAGCGGCUUCUGGAAAGAGCUGUUUGGAAUGAUACUUCUUUUCUAGCAGGAAUUGAUGUGAUGGACUAUUCCUUACUUGUGGGUGUUGAUGAGGAGAAACAUGAACUAGUCCUGGGAAUAAUAGAUUUUAUGAGACAGUAUACAUGGGACAAGCACCUUGAGACAUGGGUGAAAUCUUCUGGCAUUCUUGGUGGGCCAAAGAAUGCCGCUCCAACGGUAGUCUCGCCAAUGCAGUACAAGAAGCGGUUCAGGAAAGCCAUGUCUGCUUACUUCAUUGUGAUUCCCGAGCAAUGGAUGCCUACGAUAAUCAACCUGGACCAAUCAUCGUCAAAUAUUUGUGAGGAUGAUUCUCAAAAUGCUUCACAAGAGUGAUAUGGUGUGUUUUGCGAGUUAGUGACGGACGGAGGGUGCCGGAUUUGGUCCCAAUCCAAUAAUGAGAAAUACUGACCUGGUCAAUUUAGCUACUCAGGUGGCAAUGAAAUGGUCAUCAGGUUGGACCGUGUAUUCUCCUGUGCUCAUUUGCACAGAUCCGGUUGCACUCAAGAAUCAUGACAUGUGUAUAUUCUUGCAACUGUAAUUAUGAUUAGUUUUUCUCUCUCUUUUGUCUAUAUAGUUCAUAUGUCGGGUUCAAGUGUCAUCUUGCCACUUGUAGGUAGUUUUCAUUUUAGCAAGAUGUAUAAGAGAACAGAAAUAUUCUCUGGAAGUGGUCGUUGUAUGCCCAUGUUAAUUUUAGAGGGCUAUUGCCGUCUGUAGUUCAACAAAAUAAAAGUUGAGUUCGUGCCCAAA
Messenger RNA from Lolium perenne, 6303 nucleotides. Its product is annotated as 1-phosphatidylinositol-3-phosphate 5-kinase FAB1B. The record is from RefSeq and is a predicted model, not a curated record. Gene Ontology annotation, cellular component: endosome membrane. Gene Ontology annotation, molecular function: metal ion binding; ATP binding; 1-phosphatidylinositol-3-phosphate 5-kinase activity. Gene Ontology annotation, biological process: phosphatidylinositol phosphate biosynthetic process. Lineage: Eukaryota; Viridiplantae; Streptophyta; Magnoliopsida; Poales; Poaceae.